AUGACGACCAACAUCUCCCCUCCAAUAGACGAAGUAGGUCUGUCCAGCGAACACGUGGACACCCAUCAGAUUCGGGUCUCACGGCCUUCAAGCAGGGAUCAAACAUCUAGGCGAACCGCGUGUGACAAAUGCAGAGGGCGCAAGGUUCGCUGCGAUCAAGUACAUCCGGUGUGUGGCCGGUGUCAAUCUUUGGGACACAAAUGCGAAUACACAGCGCACCGAAGACCUGAAACAACCAAGCCUGAUCUCUCACAAGCUUUAUUAACAUUACACGAGCGGCUAGCCUGUAUGGAAGCCCAAUUAGCAAUAACGCAACGGCCUAUUCCAUAUAUUGACCCGUCAAGCACUGCCUCAGCGAGAGCAACGUACACCAAUCCACCGUUAUCAUUUGACCCUACGGAGUCUCAUUUGUCACCAGAGAUGGAAUCUUCAGGAGAACGUAAUUCUGAACACGAACAAAAGCUCGAUGUAUGGCAGCAGUCUAAUUUUGACUUUGAUAGCCUUAUAUCUGCAUCGGAGAAUCUAGAUUUCGGCUUUGACAUGCCUAAUAUGACGUGUUUUCCUUCGCUUGUGCCGUCAGUAAGCACUGAAUUUACAGCCAGCGAUGUUGAGCCAUCGCAUGGAGGCGUUGAUUUACAGAUCUUUCAUCAAGCUUAUUUCAACUACGUCCAUACCGUAAUUCCGAUGGUGAACCGGCAUCGGUUCUCGACUGAACUUGAGAUGACCGGCCAUCGACCAGAAUUGAAAAGUCUCAGCUAUUCAGUUGCUCUACUUGGUGCCACAGUCAUGUCUGACGAAGUAGAUACUGAGAGGAGCUUCUAUAACCACGCUAGAAGCCACCUCAAUGCAGCUGAGAGCGACGAUGAAGCAACAGAUUUUAACUCACUGAAUAUGCUGCAGACGCUUAUCCUCAUCACGUAUUACGAGUUUCGAAGAACAUCCUUUGCUCGCGCCUGGCUUAGUCUUGGUCGAGCGAAUCGGUUGGCGAAUAUGCUUGGACUUCACGUUAUGGACCAAGAUAAGCAAAGCGAGACCCAGGUUGAUUUCAUCCUACCUCUUCCAGAAUCAGUCGGAUUGGCUGAAAUAGAAGAAAGACGGAGGUCGUUCUGGGUCCUUUUCACAUUUGAUGUUUAUGCCAGCAUUCGCACAGGUUCCAAAACAAGUAUUAACGGAGUGAUUUCUACUGCACUUCCUUAUCCAGGCGAUUAUUUUGACGGCAAUCUGGGUCAAAAAAUGCCCACUCUGAGUAAGGCAGUGGACGUCCUAGAUAGAUCGAUCCUGUCUUCGUUUGCGGGUAUUAUUCUGGUGACAUUCCUAUACCAUCAGUGCCACAACCACUUCACCGCCUCUACUAGCGAACCAAGUUACCAUUUUUGGCAAUACCAUUACCAGAUCGAUAAGGAAUUGAGCUUCUAUAGAACAGAACUGCUGGGUCAUCUGCAGCCGAUCAACAAUCUCGGUGAUCCGCUAGCGCUGACUCUACAUGCAACCCUCUGCGCGAUUCAAAUCACUUUGCACGAACAUGCCAUCAGAAAAGUGCAGAACGAUAACCUCCCAGAUCCAUUGAGGGUCGAGAGUGAUAAUCGAUGUACCAGCAUUGCGAUGCAGAUAGCGGAAUAUGCAAAUGUUAUAUCACAACUACAGGAUUCCAAGUGGGUGUCAAAGACAUUUCUCAUGUGGCCAUUCACCGUUGCCUCGCAAACGUUGCUCCGGCACUUAGAUGAGCCCACGAGCAAUGUUGGGGAAGUCAUUGCGCUAUUGCAUCAGGUGUGGCGGGUUAUGCAGCAAUUGAAAGAGGAAUCAGGUUCUUGGGACAGUUUUUCGCAGAGAAUCGCGCAGAAAUUAUCCCACUUCGGAAUAUUUGUGGGAAGCGAAGCACCGAUAUUACACAACGAACAUGGGGGAGGGAUUGCCCGAUAA
Talaromyces marneffei is the source of this 1920-nucleotide messenger RNA. RefSeq lists its product as uncharacterized. The record is from RefSeq and is a predicted model, not a curated record. Gene Ontology annotation, cellular component: nucleus. Bases 1 to 1920 code for a protein of 639 amino acids. The transcript is spliced from 6 exons. Gene Ontology annotation, molecular function: DNA-binding transcription factor activity, RNA polymerase II-specific; zinc ion binding; DNA binding. NCBI's taxonomy places the organism in Eukaryota, Fungi, Ascomycota, Eurotiomycetes, Eurotiales, Trichocomaceae. Gene Ontology annotation, biological process: DNA-templated transcription; regulation of DNA-templated transcription.